AGAAGUGUUAUUCACUGCACAGUCAGACUGGCAUCAUAAGAAACGUUUUUCGCCUGCUCCUACACCAAAAUGGCAAUUCCAUCUUUCACGCGGCUGGUGCGUUUCGUGCCGAAAUCGGACACAUCGAAGAUAUACAUCGGAGAGCCGGAGUCAGAUACCGUCGACGUAGGAGUGGCCCUGCGCGAAGGUCAGCAGGUUUCGGCCUUCCUCUGGUCCGGCAGUUCUGUGCUUUCUCCAGGCACCAAAACCGGCUACAGCGAGAUUAUUGGUCAAUUGUUGUCGCCAGUGGCCGCUACCGAAGUGGGAACAAUUCGCUGCAUUGGGCUGAACUACGUCCAGCAUGCUAAAGAAUUGGCUGUCGAGCUUCCCACUGUGCCCACUGUCUUCCUGAAGCCAAGCACGGCACUCGGAGAUCCGUGGCCGGCACGAACGGUACUGCCAGCACUUACACAAAAGUCCGAUACAGGCGACUACGAGUCCGAGCUGGCGAUUGUCCUUGGUAAAGACUGCAAGAACGUGUCAGAAGAGGAGGGCCUCGACUACGUGCUGGGCUACACAGCGUGUAAUGAUAUCUCUAGUCGAGCGAGCCAGUUCGCACAGUCGCAGUGGUGUUUCUCCAAGGGAUUCGACGGCUCAUGUCCUAUCGGUCCGACAAUUGUUUCGAAAUCCUUAAUCCCCGACCCAUCCACGCUACGUAUCCGUGGUUUGAAGAACGGCGAUGUGAAGCAAGACUGCGGCACCGACGACCUCAUUUUCAGCAUAGCCAAGCUGAUCAGCUUCUUGUCGCAGGGUACGACUCUGCCUGCAGGCACAGUCAUCAUUACUGGAACGCCAGCCGGAGUGGGCGCAGGAUGCACUCCAAAAGUAACCAUCCGAGAAGGUGAUGAGUUCGCGGUGGAAAUCCUCCCACACAUUGGCACCCUUUUCAAUGUCUUCGAAAACGAGAGGUAGGGGUCUACAAUUCGCCCAAAGAAAAGAACAUAGGGUUAUUCUGGUCGAAAGCGCCUAGCUGAGCCGCAAUGUCAAAGUCCAUGCCACUGCCGUCGAUCAGGCCCAGUGGUCCCCAGUAGUGAUUCAGCUGGACAGAGUGGCCU
This is a messenger RNA of Paraphaeosphaeria sporulosa, 1094 nucleotides long. RefSeq names its product homoprotocatechuate catabolism bifunctional isomerase/decarboxylase. Gene Ontology annotation, molecular function: acetylpyruvate hydrolase activity. The record is from RefSeq and is a predicted model, not a curated record. Lineage: Eukaryota; Fungi; Ascomycota; Dothideomycetes; Pleosporales; Didymosphaeriaceae. The coding region runs from base 70 to 951 and encodes 293 amino acids. The transcript has 5 exons.